Molecule: messenger RNA, 3191 nt
Organism: Bactrocera oleae (olive fruit fly)
Lineage: Eukaryota; Metazoa; Arthropoda; Insecta; Diptera; Tephritidae
Product: aquaporin AQPAn.G
Biological process (GO): transmembrane transport
Cellular component (GO): plasma membrane
Molecular function (GO): channel activity
Source: RefSeq, a predicted model, not a curated record
AUUGAAAUAAACUCAAAAGCUACGCAAAACUUAACUACUAAACACUUAAAAAUUUUAGUACAGCAGACAAUGUGUAAAUAUUACGGCUAUAAGUAUGGAUACACCGUUGCACCAGCUGAAAAUAUUGGUUGAUGAAAUUGUUCGAUCGGUUUGUUUGCUGCUUUAAAUUUACUCUCGUUCGCAAGUUUUUAUAGUACAGUUUUCAAUUUCAUUUCAACCGCGGUGCACGUUGUUUUUUGUUUCCAUCAUAGUACUAAAAUUCAAAUACAAUGGGCGUAGAAUCCUUACAACAACCGACAUAUGUUCUCGAGCCACAGCCAAUUCGGUGGACAAGAAGUUGCUUGAAAAAAUUGAAUAUAGAUGUAAGUACCUUUGAUUACAUAUGCCAGUUUCUCGGCGAGUUUAUCGGCACCGCAAUGUUGGUAUUUCUCGGCUGUAUGGGAUGCUCCUAUAAUGCCAGCUUCGAACACAGCGUAUUUCAGUCGGCAUUUACCGUUGGCUUAGUAGUGAUGGUUAUCGUACAUUGUUUCGGUUGCAUUUGUGGAGCACAUUUGAAUCCCGCCAUCACAUUGGCCGUUUACAUUUACGAUAUGAUCUCACUAACAAUGGCGGGCGUUUACUUUCUGGGACAACUUCUUGGUGCUUUUAUCGGUUACGCUCUUAUGAUGGCACUAAUACCAGACAGUGCCGUGAAGUUGGGCGGUGCCGCGCAUGGCGUCUGCGUUGCUACACCACAUCCACAAAUUACAAUAAUGCAAGGAUUUUGGAUUGAAUUCAUUCUCACUGCGAUGCUGAUAUUCACAACCUGUAGUGCAGCCGAUUCACGAAACAUUACAUUUCAAGACUCAUUGCCGAUUCGCUUCGGCUUAACCGUUACCUGCCUUAGUCUCGCGGGGGGUCAAUACACUGGUGCUAUGCUGAACCCUGUCAAAGCUGUUGCCUCAGCUGUCUGGACUUCUGAUUACCAGGAUCAUUGGGUAUACUGGGCAGCGCCAAUGCUCAGUGCAGCGUUUAGCGCCACGUUUUACAAAGUGAUUUUCAAGCGGGAUAUGGUGGAGCGGGAGUUGAACGAAAAGAGAUGACUACGAGUAUAAUCAUAUAGAAUUAGCAUCUGAUUAAACACAUCUCUCGAAAAAGUUAAAGUGUGGAAUAAAAUAGUGAAAUAAUGGUAGCGAUAUAUUCGGAGCAGACCUGCAUAUCGGUGCAUACUACAUACAUACAAGCCUGCAUCUGCGCGUGUCAUUCAAGCAAUGCCUUCACACACAAUUUAAAGUAGUAGAAGAAAUGAUCUUCAAUGUGUCAAAUAGUAAUCAUAUGUCAAAUGUACAUAUAUAUUUUUUCACUUUCUCAUCAAACAAUUCGCUUCAUAAAUUCUAUAUUCUUUUAUUGUUCAUUAUCUCGAUGUAAUAAAAACCUACAAGUUUUUUGUAUAACUUGAUUUUUUGCAAAGUGUAUUCCUCGUCCAUCAAAUGAAGUUCAACAAGCUUUUCUUCGUACAAAUUUUUGGUGAAUUCUGUGCCGCUUCGAUGUGGAUGCAGUUACAUUGUUAUGGCUUUGAUCCGUUAGUAGCCGAAGGUGGCGUAAUGUCGUAUGGUCUCUGUGACGGCUGCGCAUUGAUGAUAAUCAUACAGACAUUCGGUUGUGUAUCUGGCGCCUACAUGAAUCCAUGUUUAACAGUUGCCGGCGUCAUUAUGGGACAACUGAAGUGGGAUUUGGCCAUUUUUUAUGUGAUUAUGCAAUACUUAGGUACGAUGCUCGGUUUGGUACUGGCUUAUUACACAACACCGGCAAUGACGAGAUCAGAUCUCUAUUGUGUAACUGAUUUGUCACCACAGACCUCUAUUCUCGGUGGUUGCUUUUUAGAAUUCCUCAUGACUUCAGCGUGGGUGUUGGCCCAGUGCACCUGUUGGGAUAAGCGCGCUCAAGGCAUUCAGGAAUCCAUAUCAUUACGUAUGGGCGCGGUAAUGAUUUCACUUGUACUUUGCGCGGGUUACAUGAGCGGUUUAAGCAUGAACUCAGCCAAGAGCUUAGCUGGUGCUCUAUUCAAUUGGUAUUGGUCAAAUAAUUGGAUAUAUCAUGUAACAACGUUUCCGGCCGCUAUUUUGAUGGCACUCGUUCAUAAAUUUCUACUUAACGAAGGUUCGAAAUCUGCCGAAGAGUAAACAACUCUGAUAUUUAAAUUAUUGCCGUAUGAACUCAGCAUUUUUGUUUUUUGAAUAUCGAGUGGGAAAUUUAUCAGUUUAUUUGUUUAUUUUUUCGUGACUGUCAACAACAUUCGAACGGUCAAAUAUAUACUAUUAUAAAUUUUUAUUAAUAUAGAUAUUUUCACUUCAAAUUUGGUGUAUUAUACUCGGUGAAAGCAUAUCUUAAAAUGAAAUUCGAUAGGCAUUUGUUGAUGGUGUGUGUCAGCGAAUUCACCGGCACUGCGAUUCUCAUGUGUGUCGGCUGUGCAUCUAUGGUGGGUAUUACAUUACCAUUUUAUGAACGAAACUUGCCAAUGAUCGGAAUUGGCUUUGGACUGGCCGUGCACAUUUCCGUGCAUACAUUCGGCACAAUUUCCGGCUCGCACAUCAAUCCGAGCGUUACCAUAGCGGCCGUUAUGCUUGGCAAUAUGGAAUGGCAAUUGGCUUGCUUUUAUGUAUUUAGUCAGUUUCUAGGCGGAUUCACCGGUUAUGCACUGCUAUUCGUUUCCCUAACGACAUAUGUACGAACCGAAAGUUUUUGCACCACAAAGCCAGCACUUGGUAUCGAAAUAUGGCAAUCGAUCUUGAUUGAGUUUUUCUUAACAUCCAUACUUGUGUAUUUUUGUUGUGGCGUCUGGGAUAAACGCAAUCUGCAGGUUCAUGAUACAUUACCUCUACGUUUUGGCUUCUUAAUUGCCGGUCUUUUAUUUGCGGCGGCACCUUAUACCGGCGCCAGCAUGAACUUGGCACGCUCCUUACCACCGGCCAUAUUUACAAAUAUUUGGACGGCAUUUUGGAUAUACCCCGUUGCACAUGUGCCAGCUUCAAUUUUAGUACCGUUAGCUUGGAAAUAUCUGCAUACAGCCGGUUCUUCCGAAACGGGUGGCGCUGAAGGAGAGGCAUAAAUAUUAAAGAAAGUAAAUUCUGUCGGUGCAGAACUUACUACGGUUUGAGACUAUUGUAAAAUUUUUAAUAACAGAUAAGAUUUGGCCAAUCCAACAAAGUCUU